This is a messenger RNA of Coregonus clupeaformis (lake whitefish), 562 nucleotides long. RefSeq names its product guanine nucleotide-binding protein G(I)/G(S)/G(O) subunit gamma-8. The record is from RefSeq and is a predicted model, not a curated record. Gene Ontology annotation, biological process: G protein-coupled receptor signaling pathway. The transcript is spliced from 3 exons. Gene Ontology annotation, cellular component: heterotrimeric G-protein complex. Lineage: Eukaryota; Metazoa; Chordata; Actinopteri; Salmoniformes; Salmonidae. Gene Ontology annotation, molecular function: G-protein beta-subunit binding. The coding region runs from base 134 to 346 and encodes 70 amino acids.
UCUCUCUCCAUUUGGAACUCUAAGUGGGUGGAGAGUGCCUUGUUCAACCAUCACACCUCAUCUGUAGAGCCCUGGACCUACCAACCCGUCUGUCUUGUUUUUUUGCGGCUGAGGUACAGCGAGAGGAAGCAGGAUGUCCAAUAACAUGGCAAAGAUUGCAGAUGCCCGUAAGACAGUGGAACAGCUGAAACUGGAGGUCAACAUUGAAAGAAUGAUGGUGUCCAAAGCAGCAGCUGAUCUAAUGGCCUUCUGUGAGGCUCAUGCCAAGGAGGACCCUCUGGUGACACCAGUGCCAUCCUCUGAGAACCCCUUUCGGGAGAAGAAAUUAUUCUGUGCAAUACUCUGAUCCCCACACUUAUAACCCCAAGUUUUGUGUCAUUAUUAGCACUAAUUAAUUGCCAUUUCUAAGGAAUAAAACUGAUAGUAACACAUUGACGAACACUUGAAUAUGUUGGUUUUGGUAGGCCUAGUCAGUGAGAUUAUUUUGUAUUUAAAAACCUGUAUAGUAAAUGCUUUAAAUAUUUAUCUGGAUUGAUCUGAUUGACUGAAAUAAAACAUUUAU